Messenger RNA from Ostreobium quekettii, 389 nucleotides. The record is from the annotation of a GenBank genome assembly. Lineage: Eukaryota; Viridiplantae; Chlorophyta; Ulvophyceae; Bryopsidales; Ostreobiaceae.
AUGCUAAGCCCAAUUCAAUGGGCAGCGCCAGCGGCACGACCGUCCCUCCUCCCGCCGCCCUGCAUGGUGCCCCAAGGCCCACCGCGCGGGGCGACUUGGCUUCCCAACCUAUUGGGCUGCAGCCUGCGGAAGAGUGCCCGUCGCGAAGCGCGAGCCAAUGCUCGCGAAACGCAGCCCCUGGAUGGCGCGGGAGGUAGCGCACAUCCGGGCGGCGCGCUCGCCCCCCCGCGGUGGAAGCUCUUCCAGGCUUCGCUGCUGCCGGCUUGCAUGGGCAUUGGCCUGGCGUCCCUCGCGGGCCCAGCGUUGGCGGAGGGCCUGUUGAGGGAGGAGCCGUCGAAUGCGCUGUCCUUCCCGACGUGGGUGAUCCACAUCUCGAGCGUCACGGAAUG